AGCCGGCCCCCAGUAAAAACCGCUUCGUAGACGACCUGAUUUUGAGCUGCAGAGGAUCGGCCCCAAGAACCAUGGUCACCAGGAGCUCGUGUGGGUCAGUUUCCAUUCUAUGGACUCGCACUGUUCGCCUUUUAUGCUUUUUGUGUAGUUGUUCCUGUGUCGCAGGAGCGUCAUCGCGCGCCGAGCUAGAUGGACCAGCGACAGCACCCGACCGCCCACCGGUCGUUCCUCGCCGCACUAUCAUCUUCUCCUAUGACCGCCGCGACGAUGAGGAAAUUCCGUUUCUCCCUGGCUUCCGCAGGGUCAAUAGCCUCUACGCCGAGCGACAUGAAGAUUAUGAGUACCGGUUUUACCAAUCGAGCAGUUUCGACGAUCUCGUUCCGCCGACCUGGAUUAAGGUGUUCCUUGCGAACGCGAUUUUCGAAGAAGUACUACUUGGAAAACAAGCUACAGGAGCGGCGUCGUGUCGUGCUGCCGACACUUCUUCUUCGAGUUCCUCUCCCAACAUCAAGAAGGUUAGGAAAACUCCAACUUCUACGCCCCCGGCUGCACAUGCCGUUGAUGCUGAAACAGUGGCAAAAAUAAGAGAGACGGUGACAACAAAGGCAGGCACGUACGUGACAACGAACUCAAAAAGAACCUCUGGUGCCAGCAGCUCUUCGUGUUUGGCAGCUACCGAAACCGGCACGAGGACUACCAGCGUAGCAAUUGCAACUUCUAAGAACGAUUAUCCUGAGUAAAAACGUACCCACACCAGAGUCAGGAUGAGGAUUUUGCAACGCAAACCUAUGUGUUUUGUGAGUCACGCAUGACAAGGCGCACUAUGCAGCGUAGUGCAGGUUAGCAAAUGCAGCCGCAUCACAGAUUCAUCUGCUCAUCCUGUUCACAGCAUCACAAAUUCCAAAACACGACUGGAAAUGGCUCUCAUCGGGUUGCGCAUUACAAGUCUUCCUGUCUUUGCAAAUCUGCAUUACAACUCUGGCGUGGGUACGUUUUUACUCAGGAUAACGAUAUCCAGGUCCUCUUCCUCGACUCCGAUGCAGUGUGGCAUGCGCACGACGUUCGAUUAGAGGAACUUUUCCCGGAAUCUAUGGCCCCGGACUACGGCUUCGUCGUCGGCCCAUCAGACGCGGACGGCAGGAGUUUGUUUCUCCCGCACACGAAUUCCUUCCUGGCACGCGGGGAGCGGGGGUUUCAGUUGUUGCGAUAUUGGAAACAGCACUACUUGGAGAGUGUGAGAAAACUUUGGUUUGUUUUCGCGAAAAAUCAUGGAGACGGCAGCGAGACUGAAAUGAGUGUGGCGCCUCCACAGAAGUGGGAACCCGCUCCGGAUCCCUCAUCAGCAGGUGAAGCAACGCUACUGCAUCAGCGGCAAGACUCCGAAAUCCGUGCCCGGGAGCUGCAGUGGAAGUGUUUCUAUGAUCCGGCUGCAAGAAGAAGAAAAACCGCGGCCAAUGUUGGCAGUGAGGUGGGUGUUGAUGAACUAGCAAGCAGUACUACUGGUACUGGAAGCAAGGCUGCGCCGACAACCACCACUACGACCUGUUCCUACCCAUACUACGGGUACGAUCCUUUGUCUCUGCUGCUCCUCAUGAAGCGUUUUCCGGACGGGUUUGCGGUGCUGCCCUGGAGUCGGCUGAACAACUACUUUCCUUGGACCGUGGGGGUCAGGAGAAUGACCAGUAGAAUGCUCGGUAGAAGAAACGGGGAACAAGAAAUACACUACUUGACGCUGGAGCACGACGAUAAUGGUCUCCUUGUACCUGCUUCAUCACCUUCCUCAUCUUCGACUUGCGCAGUCGGUGCUGCUAGCAGCGGUCAUCACAAGUCUUAUGAAGGCCUCAGAAUGGAAAUCCUCAAAGUGGAAAUAAUUUCUGAUGCAUGGAAUGCGACGCAAGAGAGACUGUAUUGCAGAGGACGCAAUGGAGGCCGACUAUUAUCCUGCUAGGGGUGAAGAAUUGGAGUGCUGCUUAGCACGAGAGAAGGGCACCCCUUUGCCUUAACCUGCAUGACAGACAUGCUUUAAGUGCCCGGGAAAUUUGUCAUGCGCCGACUACAAUAAAUGGCGCUUCAACUGGAGUCGUUUUUUUGCAUAUACAAAGUAUUUCCACUUUGAGGAUUUCCAAUCUGAGGCUUUCAUACGUCAAUCUUCGAUCGUCCGUGGAUCGACGGCCCGCAGAAUUUGAACUUUCAAACUCUAUGCAUUGCAAAUACUAUGUCUAGGUCUGGAAGAGGAUCCAAACUUGUCAUGCUGUGUUUGGAUUCUAAAAAAAUCUGUAUUGCGUGAACAGCAAAUAAAGAGGUCCAGUUUUCGCGACGGCGAGAGGGCAUUUCUCAUGCUGUAUAGGCAUCAGGAAGCCCUCACAAAAUCUGUGAUGCUAGAACAUGGAUCACAGACAUCAGGAGUAAUGCAACAUGUGCAUGGCAAACCUUGCAUCCUUCCAGACCCGGACUACAUAUUUGCAUUUGAUAAACACCCCUUCUUUCAGCUGGCACUGGUGGUGACGGCUUUGCGUCAACACGCAGCUUUUUUUCAACAUCCGUUGGGCCAUUUGCAUCUUCUUCUUCUCUAUCUCCCGCGAAGAAAAUGCAGUCGCUGAGCCACAACUUGGAAAUGAAAAAGAUCACGGCAGAGUACAAUGGGAGGAAGACGGUCGCAAGGUACGUUGGGACGACGAGAAAACAGGCAGAAGUAUGGGAGUGUCAGAAUUGAAAUCGUUAAAGUUGAAAUAGUUUGUCAUGUAGAAAAUGCAACGCAAAGGCUGCCUCUAGUGCAGAGGACGCAAGGGAGGCAGAUUGCAGUGCUGGUAAGGGUCGAGAAUUGGGCUGCUGACUAGCAUCACAGAUGGGAGCCCCUUUGCCCUGAACAGCAUGACAAACUCGCUUUCGGUAUGGACAAAAUUUGUCAUGCACCGACUAGAAACUGCGGGUCCAACUGGUAUCCAUUUUCUGCAUCACAAACUAUUUCAACUUUGACGAUUUCAAUCCUGACGCUUCCAUAAGAAGUAGUAGACCAGUAUAGCCAUCUUCCCGUUCCCCGUCGCGACUGGGUCCUCUGCAGCCACUUCCACUGGAAGGACCGUUAUGAAUUGCAAAAAUGUCUGGGUCUGGAAGAUUGCAACUUGUCAUGGUAAAUCUGAAGCAUGCAAAAAUCUGUGUUGCAUGAGUGCCAAAAGCUGUCCACUUUUGACCAAGUUGGAGCGGAGUUUCUCAUGCAGAAUAGGCAUGGCAGAGGCCUCGCUGAGUCUGUCAUGCUAAGUCCCGCAUUCCAGACCUCAUGGGUGAUGGAAAAUCUGCAUGACAAGUCUCCACUCUUCCAGACCCAGACAUUUUUACAUUUGAUAACCGUGCGUGGGCGGCGAAUGAGCAACGGUUGGGAUUCCGCUCCUUCUAUGCAUAAUUGCAACUAUGUCAUCCGGGUCUGGAAGGAUGCAACUUGUGAAGAAGAUGUAGCUACCACUGGACUCGUCUCCAUCAAAUCUGUGUAUUGCAUGAACAGCGAAAGAGGUCCAGUUUUUGCUACGCCGAGAGGAGCCGUUUCUCAUGCGGUAUAGAGAUAAGAAUGCCCUCACAAAGUCUGUGAUGCUAGAGCAGGCUUCACAUCAGACAUCAUGGGUCAUGCAAAUUGUGCAUGACAGACGUUACACUCGUCUUCCAGGCGGAGACAUAGUUGCACUUCAUACCCUCCUGUACCUAGCUUUCGCCGCGGAGUACAUGGGACGCUACUGGUAUACGAAGAAAAAAGCUCGUGUAAGUAUAACUCUGUGAUGCAGAAAAUCCAAAACAGUUACACUUGUCAUGCUCAUGCUAGCCAGUUAUAGUGAUAGCGUUCUCUUUUCUCCCUUUUUUUUCACAUACUGUGUAGCUGCGCAUGACAGGAUAGUUUCUCUGUCAUUCAGGGCAAAUUUGUCAUGCUCUUACCGCAAGACACCUAUCCUACGCUAACACAGUUUUUUUCUUGCAUAAGUGGCCACAAAUACCCUUCUAUCGUGAGAAAAAAGUGUUACUGCAGUGACACACCUUGUUGCAAGACAAGCAAGACAGACAACGCAACCUCUGACUCUGUCAUGCCGGAAAUAAUGCUCCUUCCCAGCCUCAUUUAUAUGCGUGAUUUCUCUUAUAAGCUGCGCCGUCCAACAGGUUUUUCUUUUUUCCUCCACGCAGAGCAAGUUUGUGUCGCUGUUGAAAUUCCAACAUCAAAUGUGUAACUGUGACACGUUUUUUCUGGGAUACCCUCCGCGCCAUUCCGGCGUGGUUAGAGCGAGGGUUUGAAUUUAUCAGCGAACGACAUGAUCAUGAACGAGGACCUGGCACAGCUGUUGGACGGAGCAGCAAGAACGCAACGUCCGCAAGGACAGAAGAUGGCACGGGGGACAACUAUCCUGUGCAAAAGUAUCGUACUCGUAGUCAUCGCAGCUAUGCAUUACAAAUCUAGUUGGUUAGGUAAAUCCGCAUUGCAAAUUUGAUUUGUAAUGCUGAGCCAACUUGUAUUGCGAUUUGUACUAGUACGAUACUUUUGCAAUGCAUAACACUAUGGGAACUACAACCUCAAGCGUGACAACUGCACAUCAGGUCGUCCUGUCCCAACAAGAAGACGCGCUCUACCGCCUGCUUCGUGAUCGGGUACGGCAGUUUGAGGGCUGGGCUGUGGUAAAGGCUUUGACGACACUGCAGAAGAGAAAACUAAGUGAGCACUUCUUUCCGAGGGAGUUGUUUUUUGAAAAUGAGCAGUUCGAGAAGUCGGAGAUUAUGCAUAAUAUGCAGAACUGGAAUUACACCCAUGAAAUGAAAAUCGUUGACGACUUCCACGAUGGAAUGCUGAUGACUGUCACCACGAUGGCCGCUCACGAUCCCAGUGAUAGUGAUCAAGGAAGUCUGAAGAUGACAACGGGACGUCGAGAUCCUGACGUUGAAAAGUACCUUCGUGAAAAUUUUUUGGUGCCUCAUGAAGCAGAUGGUGACACCAACGGUCGUGUAGUUGCACUCUCCUCUGAAGAUGUUGCCGGAUAUUGUGCUAUUUGCGG
Molecule: messenger RNA, 5024 nt
Organism: Amoebophrya sp. A120
Lineage: Eukaryota; Dinophyceae; Syndiniales; Amoebophryaceae
Source: the annotation of a GenBank genome assembly